Molecule: messenger RNA, 459 nt
Organism: Thlaspi arvense
Lineage: Eukaryota; Viridiplantae; Streptophyta; Magnoliopsida; Brassicales; Brassicaceae
Source: the annotation of a GenBank genome assembly
AUGUGCAUAGGAGCGCAUACUUUUGGACGUGCAAACUGCACAACCUUCAACAAUAGACUAUUCAACUUCAACGGGACAGGUAGUCCCGACCCGACUCUGAACUCAACACUUCUCAGCAGUCUUCAACAGAUUUGUCCUCAAAACGGCAGCGGAUCAGGGAUCACCAAUCUCGACCUGAGCACACCUGAUGCGUUCGAUAAUAAUUACUUCACCAACCUUCAGAGCAACAAUGGUCUUCUACAGUCUGACCAAGAACUGUUUUCUGAUACCGGUUCGCCCACCAUUGCGAUUGUUACUUCCUUCGCAAGUAACCAAACUCUGUUUUUCGAGGCCUUUGCUCAGUCCAUGAUCAAAAUGGGGAAUAUAAGUCCCUUGACGGGGACUAGUGGAGAGGUUAGACAAGAUUGUAAGGUGGUUAAUGGCCAGUCAGCUACUAAAGCAGAGGACAUCCAGUUGUAA